UGACUUAUUAUUGCUGCUUUCUGUCACACUGACUCUCUUCAUUUCUGUACUGGAUUCUAAAAAUCAUAUAUCAUUGGAGAAUGAAGACAAUCACAACAAACACUUUCAAGAAGCAUUUUUGAGAUGUUUAUUUCUGAAUAGGCAGCAGAUCUUUGUCAUUUUUAACACGUCAUUCAGAAAGUGAAAGUCAGGUUCAGAUUACUGCAGCUCAAACAGUGGAAAUGGCUUCACUAAAUGUGUCUGCAGAAGAACUUUCUUGUCCCGUGUGCUGUGAAAUCUUCAAGAAUCCUGUUCUUUUAUCUUGCAGUCACAGUUUCUGUAAAGAGUGUCUUCAACAGUUCUGGAGAACCAAGAAAACUCAGGAGUGUCCUGUUUGCAGGAAAUCUUCAAGAGAUGAUCCUCCUCUUAAUCUUAUAUUAAAAAACAUGUGUGAGUUACUUCUGAAAGACAGAAAUUUGACAUGUUCAUCAGGAUCUGAGGAGAUCUGCAGUUUACACAGCGAGAAACUCAAACUCUUCUGUCUGGAGGACAAACAGCCUGUGUGUUUAGUGUGCAGAGACUCCAAACAACACGACAAUCACAAAUUCAGACCCAUCAGUGAAGUGGUUUCUUCAUACAAGGAGAAGCUCAAUACAGCACUGAAGUCUUUACAAAAGAAACUCAAACACAAUGAAAAAAUGCAAGCAGAGUUUGAGAAAACAGUUCAACACAUCAAGUCUCAAGCCGAUCACACAGAGCGUCAGGUUAAACAUGAGUUUGAGAAGCUUCAUCAGUUUCUCCGAGAUGAAGAAGAAGCUACAAUCACUGCACUGAGAGAGGAAGAGGAGCAGAAGAAGCAGAUGAUGAAGGAGAAGCUGGAGGAGAUGAACACACACAUCUCAGCUCUUUCACACACGAUCAAAGACACGGAGGAGAUGCUGAAAGCCAAUGACGUCUGCUUUCUAAAGGAGUUUCCAGUCUCGAUGGAAAGAGUCCAGAUCUCACAGCCGGAUCCACAGACGCCUUCUGGAGCUUUGAUUCAUGUGUCUCGCUACUUGGGGAACCUGCCGUUCAGAGUCUGGAAGAAGAUGCAGGACAUCGUCCACUACACUCCUGUGAUUCUGGAUCCAAACACUGCAAACCCAUUUCUCAACAUGUCUGAUGAUCUGACCAGUGUGAGGGACAGAGACGACAUCGAACCUCUUCCUGAUAAUCCAGAGAGGUUUGACCAAAUGUACUGUGUUCUGGGUUCAGAGGGUUUUACCUCAGGAAAACACUGCUGGGAUGUGGAGGUCAAAGGAAGUCAAUUCUGGAGUCUUGGAGUCACUACAGCAUCAAACCAGAGGAAGGGAAAAAAAUUCUUUAACACCGGUGUCUGGUGUGUGCGGUAUGGUUGUACAGUCAGUACUGGUUUUCGUGUUAAACAGGAUUUUGAGUGUGUGAGAGUUGAUCUGGACUGUGACAGAGGAACAGUGUCUUUCUCUGAUCCUGUAACAAACACACAUCUACACACAUUCACAACCACCUUCACCGAGUCUGUCUUUCCUUUCUUCUAUUGUUGGUCUUCUGCUCUAAGGAUCUUACCUAUCCUGGUAUAAACAAUUAUCCUG
Danio rerio (zebrafish) is the source of this 1589-nucleotide messenger RNA. Lineage: Eukaryota; Metazoa; Chordata; Actinopteri; Cypriniformes; Danionidae. The record is from RefSeq.